AUGGCUGAGGCAGGCAUUGUUGCUGGAGGUGUAAUGGAUGUCAAUACUGCUUUGCAAGAAGUGCUGAAGACCGCCCUCAUCCACAAUGUCAUAACAUAUGGCAUAUGUAUAGCUGCCAAAGCCUUCCACAAGUGUCUAGCCCAUCUUUGUGUGCUGGCAUCCAAUUGUAAUGAGUUGGCUGAGGUACUCUGUGCUAAGCACCAGAUCAACCUUAUUAAGACCCUGGAAGAAUGAGUAGGCUUAACAAUUGAUUGAGAGGGGGAGCUGUGCAAAAUGGUUGGUUGCAGUUGGGUAGUGGUUAAGGACUAUGGCAAAGAAUUGCAGGCCAAGGAUGUCAUUGAAGAGUACUUCAAAUACAAGAAAUGA
This is a messenger RNA of Cricetulus griseus (Chinese hamster), 366 nucleotides long. NCBI's taxonomy places the organism in Eukaryota, Metazoa, Chordata, Mammalia, Rodentia, Cricetidae. The record is from RefSeq and is a predicted model, not a curated record.